This is a messenger RNA of Osmia lignaria (orchard mason bee), 1840 nucleotides long. Its product is annotated as cytochrome P450 307a1. Gene Ontology annotation, molecular function: heme binding; monooxygenase activity; oxidoreductase activity, acting on paired donors, with incorporation or reduction of molecular oxygen. The record is from RefSeq and is a predicted model, not a curated record. Lineage: Eukaryota; Metazoa; Arthropoda; Insecta; Hymenoptera; Megachilidae.
AAUCGAAAGUAAAUCGUCUUUACAGGAGAAAACGGCUAAAGGUUUCUUUUCGCGUAAGCCAAAGGUACCGUAGGUCGGGGUACCGCAUUCUCCGUACACGUUAAACAAAACCACACCGGAGAACUGUGCCGUAAACGUAAGUGAGUGCACCGAGGAGAGACAAGAUCGAAGAUGAUCCCUUUGACAGCCACCACGUGCUUCCUGAUCGCCGUCACUUUCCUGGCACUCGCGCUGAUCCUCCUGGAUUAUCUCCGUUCGAAGAAGACGUCGAAGAACGUGAUCGUCGACGAUGACAGCCACUUGUUGCCGGAACCACCGGGACCGAAACCGUGGCCGAUCCUGGGCUCCCUUCACAUCCUGGGACGCUAUAACGUGCCCUAUAAAGCUUUCGGUGACCUGGUUAAGGAAUACGACUGCGAGGUGAUCAAGCUAAGGAUGGGAUCUGUGCCCUGUGUGGUCGUAAACGGUUUGGAGAACAUCAAAGAGGUGCUGAUCACCAAAGGACACCAUUUCGAUUCCCGGCCGAACUUCGACAGAUAUCAUCUGCUCUUCGGUGGUAACAAGGAGAAUUCUCUGGCGUUCUGCAACUGGUCGGAGGUUCAGAAGACACGAAGAGAAAUGGUUCGAGCGUACACGUUCCCCCGAGCCUUCUCCGCUCGUUAUAACGAGCUGAACGGUAUAAUCAACGACGAGAUGAAGUUCCUGGUCGACCAUCUGGGCUCCCUGUCCAAGAAGGACGUGGACACGAAACCGUUGAUCCUCCACUGUUGCGCCAACAUUUUCCUCACUUAUCUAUGCUCGAAGAACUUCCGGUUCGAGCAUCCCGGUUUCCGUAACAUGGUGGCCAAUUUCGAUCGGGUCUUCUUCGAGGUGAACCAAGGAUACGCGGCUGAUUUCCUGCCGUUCCUAAUGCCCCUUCAUCAUCGUAACAUGGCGAGGAUGGCUCACUGGAGCCACGCGAUACGCAAGUUCAUCAUCGAGAACAUAAUAUCCGAGAGAUUGAACAACUGGAACGGCACGGUACCCGAGAACAAUUACAUGGACUGUCUGAUCAAUCAUGUGAAAACCGACGCGGAGCCGCACAUGUCCUGGAACACCACGUUGUUCGUGCUUGAGGACAUAAUCGGUGGGCACACCGCCAUCGGUAAUCUUCUGGUCAAGGUGCUCGGGUUCCUCGCGACGCGACCGUGGGUUCAGCAGAUCGCGCAACAGGAAAUCGACGCUGUCGGGAUCACGGGACACUACGUCGGCCUGGAGAACAGAGGAUCCUUGCCGUACGUCGAGGCGAUCAUCUUGGAGACCGUUAGAAUAAUCGCCAGUCCUAUCGUGCCGCACGUCGCCAAUCAGGAUAGCUCAAUCGCUGGUUACAGUAUCAAAAAGGACACGUUCAUAUUUCUGAACAACUACGCUCUGAACAUGUCGAACGAGCUGUGGACGUCGCCCGAGGAAUUCAUGCCCGACAGAUUCGUGCAGAACGGCAGGCUGUUAAAGCCGGAACACUUCUUGCCGUUCGGCGGUGGUCGAAGGUCGUGCAUGGGCUACAAGCUGGUACAGUAUCUCAGCUUCUCGAUCGUGGCCACGUUGCUGAAGAACUUCACGAUAGUGCCGGUGGAGAAGGAGGAUUACACGAUCCCUAUCGGCAAUCUGGCCCUGCCCGAGAUCACCUUCAAGUUCCGUUUCGAGAGACGGUAGGGCAGCGAACGGCGGCGAAGGUUCGCCAGGAAGAUUAAAAGGGCCGACUCGACGAGUCCGGUUGCUUUUCACCGAAUGCUGCGAACGAGCUAAGCUCACCGGCGACUUAUUGGACGAUAAGGUUCUUUUUUUUUUUUUUUUGAAUUUA